AUGAUAAAUUAACAGCCAAAUUAGGAAAUAGAGGAUUUGGAUUCCGAUGAUGUUGAUAUCAUAUUCAGAAGAAUCAAAAUAAUAUUCUUUUUUAGUCUAUUACAGUUAAUAGUUUCAGGAGGAUUGAUGUACUUGCAUCUGGGGUUUAUUAAUUAUAUGAUAGUGGAUGGAAUCGGAAUACCAUUCUAAGUAAAUUAGAGAAUGUUUUGGUCCUAUGAUUAAAAUCGAAAAACAAUUUAAGCAUAAUAACAACACACCGAGACUACAAACAAUUUCUUAACCAGAUUUUAAUUGGUCUUCAGUGUUACUUUAACAACUGUAUUUAUUUAUGAAUUUAUGGGAUUCCUAUUAAUAACAAUCUAAGAACAAGCAAUGAAGGACUUAUUCAUCUUUUUAAUAAUCAUCGGAUUUUCAAUUUAAAUUUUAAUAUAAAUUGUAAUUUUAAUAACCAAUAGUUACUUUUGUAAAUCACCAAAUGUAUUGAGAUUGUCAAUUUAUUUCCAAAGUCUUACUCUUUCCCUUGUAAUAUUUUUGAGUUGGGUUAAAAUAUAUUAGGUUCAAGAGUUACCAUCUUAAAUAUAAACAGCUGACUAUUGGAUUGAAUGGAACACAUUGCUACAAAUUCCUACUCUUUUAUUUUUGGCUAUUUCAAUGUUAUUCAACUAUAUGGGCAAUAAAAAGGCAUAUAAUAUUUUGGGAACUGUUUUCUUGCUUUUAUCGAUUUUGCAUACAGUUUUCGGUUGCCUAGUAAUUAGAAAUGGAUAAUUUUGGGUUCCAACUAAUGAUUAAUUGGCUUUGAGAGCCUUACACAAUGACGUUAUUGAAGAUAUGGGUUGUUCCAAAUAUAUCAACAAUGAACAAUGUCCGUUGGUGUAUUAGGUGGAGGCCUGGGAGUAUAACAAUGAACUGAAGUGUUUAUCAUCAAUUUGUGAAGAUAAAGCAAUAAACUAUAUCAAGAAUCUAAAUUUACUAUUAGGUUUAGUAUUUCUUUUUGAAGCAUCUCUGCUUUUUAUGAAUACUUAUGCAAUGUACACAGUUUCGGUCAAAUAUCAAAUCAGUAAGUUGCUUAAUCCACUCACGUAGAAGAUAGUUAUAAGCUUAUUUUUCUUAACAACAAUAGUUGGGAUUGUUUGCUUAGAAUCAAUCCCUUUGCCAAAGAUUCAGACUUAGCCAUCUAUGGACCAUUCUAUUGAAUCGGAUAUGCUACCUGAAUUUAAUUAAGUGAAUUUUAACCAAAUUGCAAAUAGCUUUAAUUUAUAAGAUUGUUAAACAAUCAAUUAAUUAUAAACGAUUAAUGAAUUUCAAGCUAUUAAUUGUGAUACAAGUUGUGAAUAAUAUGAAUUUAUUGUUGCAUUAACAAGCGAAAAUAGUUUAUUCAAAUAAUUAGAACCAAACUCAGUGAAAACAUUUAAUCAGGAGUUUACCAAUCAAUAUUUCAACAAAAAGGAUAUUCAUCAAUAACUUGUUAUCAAAGGGGAUAAGAAUUCAGUUAUUUAAGGGCUUAAUAAUAUUUAGGUAUGUUCUGAUAAUUCUUAAAUUUAAAUGGAUGUCUAAGUGGAAUAAGUUAAAUAAUAAAAAAUUAGAUUACUUUAAAAAUUGAAAUUUAUGGACAUAUUAAGCAAUAGAAUAAUUCAAAAAGGAACUUUUAGAGUGUAUAAAGAAUUUAUAUAAUGUGCUCACAUAAAAGAUCAACCUUAUUUUGAAUAAUCAAUCGAUGAUGAGAACAUAAUAUACAAUAUUAAAAAAGGAUCAUACAUAACUAUAGUGUUUUAAAAUGAAAAAUAUUUUGAUUAUUGUGGAAAUUUCUUAAUUUCAGAAGAAAAAUUGACCAUUAAUCCUUAUAAAUUGAAUAACAACAAAUUUACGAUAAUAGUCAAGUGGUAAAAUGAAUAAGAAACACCAGUGUACUUAAUUGCAAACCAAAAAAUAGGAAAAAAUGUUAGCUGCCAAGUUGGAGGCUAUUUCACUGGUUGUGGACACAUAAAAAGCAAAUAAAACAAGAAUUAUUCUUUACUUUAAUUCUAAGAAUAUAUCAAUAAUGCUAUAAUAUUCUUGCAAGAUUAUGAAGUAGAUAAUUAGAAUUCUUUGUCUUUGUCUAUUAAUAUAUAUUUUAAUGGAGUCUCUAAUACAAGAUAUAUAUUAUGCAUAGAUAAUCAUGGCAAUUUUAAAAUAGUUUAAGAAAUUGACAACAAUAAUUUAUAUCCAAAAACUUGUUGA
Paramecium tetraurelia is the source of this 2217-nucleotide messenger RNA. RefSeq lists its product as uncharacterized. The record is from RefSeq and is a predicted model, not a curated record. The transcript is spliced from 6 exons. NCBI's taxonomy places the organism in Eukaryota, Ciliophora, Oligohymenophorea, Peniculida, Parameciidae.